This is a messenger RNA of Chara braunii, 3393 nucleotides long. The record is from the annotation of a GenBank genome assembly. Lineage: Eukaryota; Viridiplantae; Streptophyta; Charophyceae; Charales; Characeae.
CGAGGAGCAGCGAACGGUUUAUCUGCUGUUUCCAUCGGUUUCGCUGUCGACCGCCCCACGUCUUUGGAGUCGGCAUUCCGAGGCCGGCGUUAGCUAUUGUAUUCCCGCCGAAGAGCGAGUGUUUGGUCUCGGCAGCGCGGAGUGAGGGAAAGUAGCCCGCCAUUCCUCCGCUGGCUCUCGCCACGAGAACGGACGUCGGUUAUAGUGCGGUGUUCUCGUGGCCGGCGACAACGGCAUCGCGGUAGUGCCUUGUAGUCUCUGUCUGGAGAGGGAGGGUUGUUGCUGCAUCUUCGCAGCGCUAGGGAAGUGACGAUCACUUUCUCAGUCUAGUUUCUGUGGUUUUCGGGCGAAAUGGGAGAAGCUAAGGAUGCCGCUGAUACCUACCAGGAGGAGCUCUUGGAUUACGAGGAGGAUGACGUCGCAGCCAACGACGCACCAGCCGCGAAGGGAACGGAGGCGGUGAAGAAGGGUUACGUAGGUAUUCACAGCUCGGGGUUCAGAGAUUUCCUUCUUAAGCCUGAAUUACUCCGUGCGAUUGUCGACUGCGGUUUUGAGCAUCCCUCGGAAGUUCAACACGAAUGCAUUCCUCAGGCGAUUUUGGGCAUGGACGUCAUUUGCCAGGCAAAGUCCGGUAUGGGAAAGACUGCAGUCUUUGUCUUGUCCUCUCUACAACAAAUUGAGCCUGUUGCGGGACAGGUGUCGGCGCUGAUCCUUUGUCACACUCGAGAAUUGGCCUAUCAGAUUUGUCAUGAGUUUGAGAGGUUCAGUACCUACUUGCCGGAUAUCAAGGUGGCGGUAUUUUAUGGAGGGGUGAAUAUCAAGACCCACAAGGAUCUUUUGAAGAACGAUUCUCCGCAUAUCGUUGUCGGGACCCCCGGACGCAUUCUUGCCCUGGCGAGGGAGAAGGACCUGAACCUGAAAAGUUGCAGGCAUUUCAUUCUUGACGAGUGCGACAAGAUGCUCGAGUCGUUAGAUAUGAGACGAGAUGUGCAAGAAAUUUUCAAGCUGACGCCGCAUGACAAGCAAGUGAUGAUGUUUUCGGCAACGCUGAGCAAGGACAUUCGACCAGUCUGCAAGAAGUUCAUGCAAGAACCUAUGGAGAUUUACGUCGAUGACGAAGCGAAGCUGACUCUUCACGGUCUUGUUCAGCAUUACAUCAAGCUUAGCGAAGUUGAGAAGAACCGCAAGUUGAACGAUUUGCUGGAUGCGCUCGACUUCAAUCAGGUGGUUAUUUUCGUGAAGUCAGUGAGCAGAGCCUCUGAACUCAACAAACUGCUUGUGGAGUGCAAUUUCCCGUCGAUAUGCAUCCACUCCGGUAUGGCGCAGGAAGAAAGGUUAACGAGGUAUAAGAGUUUCAAGGAAGGGCACAAGAGAAUACUCGUGGCGACGGAUCUCGUUGGACGUGGUAUCGAUAUUGAGAGGGUUAAUAUCGUGAUCAACUACGAUAUGCCCGACUCGCCGGACACGUAUCUUCACAGGGUUGGCCGAGCCGGAAGAUUUGGAACGAAAGGUCUGGCCAUUACAUUCGUUGCUUCGUCUGGCGAUUCUGACAUUUUGAACAAGGUUCAGGAAAGGUUUGAAGUUGACAUCAAGGAACUGCCGGAGCAGAUUGAUACGUCGACCUACAUGCCAUCGUGAGGCGCAUGUUAAUUCCUGAAAUUGCUGGGCUAGAUUCUGCCGUAGAGAUGAAGGAGAGCUGGGAUCUUCUUUCGGAACCUAGUUCUCGCCGGCGUACUGUAGAGGGCGCUCAUGCCGGCGACUAUCUCACGCGGGUUCUGUAAUUGUGUCGUUGUUCUUCUUUAGAAAACGAGGUUUUCGUUCCGUUUCGGUUCAAUUUUGGAGUAUGGUGUGAGGAGGUGAAGGUGGGGAAGGUGGUGAGCCCGUUGGAGGCUGAAGAGACGGUAGGUGAUGGGAGGCUGAAGAGACGGUAGGUGUGAGGCUGAAGAGACGGUAGGUGAUGGGAAUGCCCGGAGCUUUGCCGGCUACAUGCAUGUUAUGUUCCCGUCGUAAUGGCCGAACCUUGCUCGGUCCGGUCCCAACUGACUCUGCUUGCACGCUGCUUGGCCUUGUCAAAGGAUGGGAGAAAACGUGAGGAUUUAACGACCUUGUAAGACGAUGAGUGAGACGUGGUAAGGAUGAAGUAUCGUUAUGACGGCCUUUUUUCAUAGGUAGGAACACUCGAAAUCUCUGCGUUUAUGCGCGCCAGUAGAUUAGUAUCUGUCCCGUUCGCAUGGACUUCAGAUUUGAGUUGUUAGUGGUAAGAUGUAUCUAGCGCGCUCAUAUUUUAUGGACUGAAGUGACGUAAGAACUGCCCUGCCUUGAGGGAGCUGUUCAGAUUGUGCAUAUCUAGAAUCAUCGUGGAAUUCUCCAUUUGAAGUCAGCACCUUUUUGGGCAGCUGGUUACGGUCGCUGGAGACGUAGAGUCCGAAUCGCUGCGACAAUGAGCGUGGGGUCUUUUCUACCACAUCAACUGUUCUCUGUGCGCGUGGCGGUGGAGUUCAGGACGUGAGUUGGAAGCAUGGGGCCAUGAGACGAUCAGGCCAAGACGGGGAGUGCAGAUUGCAACGUGACAUCGUUCGAGCAGAGGAGGCUUCUUGACAGGUGAAAGCUAUGGCUCCGGUGCGAAUCGACAUCCGCGCAUGAAAGCAGCUUAGGGAAAAGCGCAUGAGGCCUGCAGUGCCGCACGAAAAACUGCGACGUUGUAUGGAUAGCAGAGGAGGGGAUAUUUUGAAGUUAAAUGGCCUAGGCGAGGAAUCUUUUUCCGCUCCCCUGGUUAAGUGGAAACUAGACUAGGUUUACGGGCGACAUAAAUGGGUGCGGGGAAAUUUAGGGCUGGCAUGAAGUGAUCCUAAACACAUUUGAAUGUAUCGUCUGCUGACAUGUAGUGGCUGAUAUCCUUGUAGGGAACAUAUGGUGGGAGGUGGUAGAGUCUGUUGCUUGUGCUCUAUAGUGGAGCGAACAGUCGGCCGAGGACAAUUGAAGACGAAGGUUUAUGUAUUUUAGAGUGAUAUGGCGGUGGAGGCGGACGGUUACCUAGCUUACUGUUUGCGCAGCAAUCGUCAGGUUUUAAGUGCUCGGUGAAAAUGGCUGGGACAUGCGCCCUCCAUUUCGUUUGCGAAUGAAGGACAAUGCAACCGCUGUAGAUCUCGUGCCGUACGCGAACGUUCUGGCGCCUGCAGCUAGUUAUCCGUCGUUCUGUCGUUUCUUAAGACUUCUUUUAUCUUCCUCGAUCAGAAACACUUGCAAUGGGAAGGGCGAUUGUUUCCUCCGCAGACGAUCUCAAAAAUACAAUAUAAUUUCGCGAUGUAAACCAUGGAGUGGUGUUCGAUGAUCACUUGCUUUGUGGCGGUUUCUUCAUCUGCAUUGACUUCCUCUGUUUUCUGUACGACACUC